Molecule: messenger RNA, 2739 nt
Organism: Striga hermonthica
Lineage: Eukaryota; Viridiplantae; Streptophyta; Magnoliopsida; Lamiales; Orobanchaceae
Source: the annotation of a GenBank genome assembly
AUGGGAUUCGCGCCUUUUCAGGUGGUAUACGCGGCGGUUCCCCGCGGGCCCUCGGAUCUGGUACUUCUUCCGACGCCGGGCUCGGAGGAUCGCCGUGCGGCCGAGCUGAUAGAGGACCUGCGGGCAACACAUGACCAGACGCGUGCUCGUUUGGAGGCUACCACCGCCGCGUACAAGCGGCGGGCCGAUGUUCGUCGUCGCCAUGUGGACCUGAACAAGGUGAUGAGUAUGGAUUCGAGAACCAUUCUCGAUUACGCUCUGUUUCAACUCACCCCAACAAGAACAAGGUGUGAUCUUGUGGUGUUUUCGGGGAAGAAGAGCGAGAAAGUGGCGUCGGGGCUCGUUGAGCCAUUCGUAGCCCACUUGAGAUAUGCGAAAGAGCAGAUUUUAAACGGUGGUUAUUCGAUUACCCUUCGCCCGCCGGCCGAAGCAGAUGAUGAUGUAUCAUGGUUCAAUAAGGCCACAUUUCAGAGGUUUGUACGCUUCGUGAGCACACCUGAAAUUCUCGAGAGGAUUGUACGAAUAGAAAGAGAAAUCUCGCAGAUUGAUAGUUCAAUUCAAUCUAAUGAAGUUCCAAGGUUGGAGGGAACAGUACAUCAUGGGGAAGAAAGCUUGUCGGUUGCCAAUGGGAAUAUAAGAAAGGCAAGUAGUUCCUCAAAGUCAACCUCUGAAGAAGAAGAUCAUGGGGCUGCACCUAGAGAAAAUUCAAGGGCUUGUCUUCAACGUGUCAUGGAUACUCGGAAAGCUUUACUACAGAAAGAGCAAGCUAUGGCUUAUGCACGUGCAGUUGUGGCAGGAUAUGAGAUCGAGACAAUCGAUGAUCUCGUAUGCUUUGCUGACACGUUCGGCGCCUCACGUAUGAGAGACGCGUGCAUUGAUUUCAAGGAGCUUUACAAGAAAAAGCAUUCAGAUGACCAAUGGAUGGAUGAAUUAGCUGCUGUACAAGCGUACCCUAUGCCCGAUCACUCGUACAUGGGAGCAUCUGGAAUUAUGCUGACGGCUGAUAGUUUUAAUGGCAAUGUCACUCUACCAGACUCAACUGGUACUCCAACCAAAGAAAAUAAUGUUGCGGCAACUGAGCAAACACAAAACGGUCAACAACAGGUACCAUGGAUGAACCAGAUUCCACCAUACAUGUACAACUUUCGAGGCCCCAUUCAGCAAAUCCCGGCAUAUUACCCUUAUUACCCAGGCCAUGUGGGGUGGGCCCCACCCGGUGGCAUGGUACCAUCCAAAACUCACAAGCAAUCUCGGAAAAAGGAAAAAUCUUUGGAUGCAAACGGCACAGAGGCCUCCUCCGAAGAGGACGAACAAACCGGAUCGGGCACGGAGAUUGAUUCAGAUGAGGCAAACGAGCAUGAUAAAGAACUUUUUUCAAAGGGGAAAAGACCUUCUAACAAGCACAAGAAAAAGGGUUCAAAAACAGUUGUUAUUCGUAACAUAAACUACAUUACAUCCCAAAGGCUCCAUGGAGAAAAUGAAAAUAGCGAAGAUGCGUCAGAAGACGAUGAAGGUGUAGAUAACUCGAAAAGAACACAUAAAAACAGAGGAAAACAGGGUUCCAAUUAUCAGAACUUAAACGGUUAUGGCGAACAAAAUAGUGAAAUUGGCAUCCAUACAAAUAUUUCUGAUGGAGGAAAAGCAAACAAUGCUUGGGAUGCUUUCCAGAAUCUUCUCUUAACUCAUGAAGAGUCUGAUUCUAGUGAGUUACCGAAGCAUCACCCUGGAGAAGAACAUUAUGUCAUGAAAACUUCUAAUGGAGCGCUUUUAAGAAAGCCUACCGAUGGUGUUAAUGAUUCGGUUCUUUUGGUACAGAGACAAGGGUCUAACGGCGGCCAAGGAAGCUCGAUUGAUUUUGUUAAUGGUGAAGGUAUUUGCUUAAAUACGAAGAGAAACAUUUUUGAAGGCGAGAAUGCAUUGUUUUCAGAACAGUAUAAAGGAGGUACACAGAUGAGUUCAGCUGAUUUUUCCACCGAGCAAACAACUGUCAAGAACAGGAAAGAGGAAGAUUGGUUUAUUGUUAACAAGUCAUCCGAAUAUUCGGAAACACAAGGGUCCAAGAAAUUGGACCAAAAUGAAAAUACCAUUUUUCAUAAAGAAACUUCUUUGGUCGAUGAUUCUUUCAUUAUAGAGUCGAGAUCGGCAGUAGAUGAGCACUAUAAUCCUAGUUGGACAACAGAUAUCAAUAUCGAAGCUGACAUUGAUGUGCCCAAGCCUGGAAAAGGAAGCCCAACUAUUUCGGGCUCUGCCGAGCCCAAUGACCUCUGCAUGGUUCUCGUGAGAGAGUCGCAAGAAUCUAGCGCCUCAUGGACCCUGGAAAUGGAUUAUCAAGUCGAGAUAUCGUUUAACGAAGCUGAUAAAAAAAAGUCUUCUGCUAUCGAAUCGAAUGGUCACGCUGGGAAAGAAUCUGUGGCGAAUGGUAAAAGUGCCAACAAGGGAAAAAGAGAUGUGGGACCCACGACGAAAAAGAUUGGAAGGGACAUAUCGAAAAAGAUGGAUUCUAUCUCCAAGAGCAAGAAGAUGUCUCCAGCAAUGGCACAUAAAUACAAGUUGAUGAAGGAAGAAGAGGAGCGUAAAAGAAUGGAGGAAUUACGCAUUCAACGGCAGAAGAGAAUAGCUGAAAGGACAGCUGCCAGCGGUUUGACUUCCGCAGCAUGUAAGAAGCUUCCGGUGGGGAAUAAGUCAACCCCUCCGAAACCCGUGAAGAACAAAUCUCCAUCCACUAAACUCGCUGCAUAA